Messenger RNA from Gigantopelta aegis, 3871 nucleotides. Its product is annotated as DNA-binding protein P3A2-like. Gene Ontology annotation, biological process: regulation of transcription by RNA polymerase II. Gene Ontology annotation, cellular component: nucleus. The record is from RefSeq and is a predicted model, not a curated record. Lineage: Eukaryota; Metazoa; Mollusca; Gastropoda; Neomphalida; Peltospiridae. Gene Ontology annotation, molecular function: RNA polymerase II cis-regulatory region sequence-specific DNA binding; DNA-binding transcription factor activity, RNA polymerase II-specific. The transcript has 10 exons. Bases 1384 to 2760 code for a protein of 458 amino acids.
UGUCGUGCUGAAAAAUAACGUUGUUAGCGUUCACAAACGGAAUAACGCGUGGCUGCAGAAUUUCGUUGCAAUAUAUGUUCGCAUUUAAGUUACCUGGAAUAUGCACUAGGUUUGUCCUAGCGGUGUGACAAAUGGCUGCCCACAUCAUGACCCCCCACCACCGAAUCUGUCGACUUCUGUAACACAGUUAGAUGCAUAACAUUCAUUACGUCGCCUGUACAGUAGGCCUAUAUACCCUCACUCUUCCGUCGGCUUGACGAAGCAUGAAUCGGCAUUCAUUGCUAAAGGUAACUCUUCUCCAUAUUGGUGUACACGCCAUAACCUGCAUCGUGGGCACCAAAGACGCCGUUGUCGAUGAUGUUCCCGUGUUCGUAUUAUUCUUCUAGCAGGCCGUAUUGGUCGUAUACCAGCUUCCCGUAGACAAAACACUAUGCGUUUCUUUUUUGAAGAGUAUAUAUACAUACAUAUACGAAUAGAAAAUCCUUCUGUGUUGCUGGCACCUCUCUAAAGUAGCAAGGGGGCUUAAGAUAAUAUAUUUUUUUUAAAGAAAAAGUCAGAAGCCUCCUUUAAGAGUCAUAUAUCUCUUUAACUCUAAAAAAAACCCCAUCGCUUCUGCUACAAAGUGUGUGUGUGGGGGGGGGGGGGCAUGUCAACUUGCCCCUCCCCUUGUUACGCUAAUGUAGACCAUUUAAACAUUGACAAAGUAGAAGCAACUGCAGCCUCAGGGCUUAAUGUGUAAAUACCUUUAUGUCAUUUUAUUUAGUGGAGGUUAAAAUCACGUGUAGGGCCCAAUUGAAAUUUAGAGAGCUCUGCUAAUAAACACCAUCUUUAAAUCUUUUAACUAUCACGUGCCAUCUCAUUUUCAUGCAGGUAUAUUAAAUGUUUGGUCCACUCCCAUACUUUCACGUGUAGCCUGUGUGUGUUAACAGUAUUUGAUACAACUGAAUGUUAUGUUGAGAUUAUUGAUUACUUUAAACAGGAAUCUGAAUAAGGUCGCCAACAAAAAAAGUUAAACCUCAUGGGGGCCUCUUCACAAUUACCUUGACAUACACGAUACAAUAAACAUUCAUUUUAAAACGCUACAAUUUUAAUACAGCACUAUUAAUUCACUAGAAGUAAACGCAUUUAAUUAUUGUAUAAACGCAUAUGUUGGACUUGUCAUGUAAAGUUAUAAACUAAUCAACUGAAUAGGUACUAUAUUCCGACAUGUGCCACGGCAGUCCCGUAACACUGUCAACUAUAGGCGUAGAGAUACAUUCACUCGGUUGAGCAAACUAAAAGCAAAGAGAAGAGGACACCAUGUAUAAAAAAGGAGUUUUAAAAUUUUAAUAUUAUAACCAGCAGGUACCAAGUUUACAGUAUAACUGCUGGCCAUAUAGCACCAUGAACACGUCGGUGAACUGUAGCGACAUGACGACCAGUCUGUCAAUGAGCGCCAACACGUGUAUUUUAGAGGAUGACCUCAGUGAGCCAAGUUCUCCAGAAAGCGGAUUCGAUGCGUCAGAACUACUACAAGGCACCGUGUCUGAUGAGGUGACAGCACAGCUGGCGGCUGCAGGUCCUGUGGGUAUAGCAGCUGCUGCUGCAAUUGCUUCAGGAAAGCGGAAGGGACAUCCCCACCAUUUUGAAACCAAUCCUUCUCGCAGGAAAAGACAACAGACAAGGCUUAUCAGGAAGCUGAGAAGUACGCUUGAUGAGUAUACAACGCGUGUGGGACAGCAGGCAAUUGUGUUGUGUUGUACUCCCGGCAAGAAUUCACAAUCUGGUUCAUCGUUCAAGGUGUUUGGAUCUCAACCCCUCGAGUCUGUGAUGCGAAAUUGUCGAGGGAUGAUAAUCCAGGAACUUGAGACCUCCCUUGAGGAGCAGGCUCCGGCUGGGAACGCGUCCAUGGCUCACCUUCACGACCUUCCCUGUCUCGUUAUUGAUGGCAUUCCAACACCUGUGGACAAAAUGACACAGGCUCAACUUAGGAACUUCAUUCCAGAAAUGUUGAAAUACUCAACAGGGCGGAGCAAGCCAGGCUGGGGCAAGUUUGAAUGUCGGCCAGUUUGGUGGCCGUGUGACCUGCCGUGGGCUAACGUCCGUAGUGACGCUCGGACAGAAGAGGAGAAGAAAAACGUGUCGUGGACUGAAGCCCUGCGUACUAUAGUUAAGAACUGUUACAAACACCAUGGUCGCGAAGACCUGCUCCACGUUUUCAGUGAGACACACAAUCAGCAGCCCGAGCAGACCGCGGCUCAGUUCACCGGCACAAUGGUUCAGACGAUCAGCAACCCGGACGGUACCGUCUCCAUCAUCCACAUAGACACUGGGCCGCAGGGAAACUCGGUUAUUACGCUAGCCGACGGAACACAGGCCACGGUCGUACAGGCCAUCAAUGUGCAGCAGUUGCAUGAAAACCAGCAGGAGGCCAAUCAAGCUGUACAGACACUGGCUGAAGGAACAGCCAAUCAAAAUGAUGUGAACAGUUUCAUGAACCAGAUGAUUCCAGUUACCAUGGAAAACCUGACGGGGUUAUCAGGAGCUACUGUCAACCAAAAUGGACAGUUGGUGCUUACGUCCGAUAGUGGAUUAGGAGGUAUUGUAACUAUGCCAGCGUCAAUGUACCAGAGUGUGACUUCAAGCAUGAACAUGGUUGACUCAGUUCAGAUGGGUGGGGUCCAGGUUGCCAUGGCACCGCUCAGCUCUCUCAAACUGGAGGUCCCGGAUGCGACUCAGGCUGUAGAGGUUUCUUCUAAUGAACAGGAUCAAGUAUCAUGACAUCAGGAUCAGUUCUAGAUUAACGUUUUUCUGUGCUAUGUUUUAAGAGCACAGUGUGGUCCUGUAGUAUCAGACAUAAGAAAUGGCAUACUCAAUUUAAAACACAAUUGUUUGGAAUAGUAAUGGAUAUCAAACUGCAACCCCUGCAGUUGCCCACGGCAAUCAGCAACGCUGUGGAGUUUUUAAUUCUCCACCGCACUUUGUUGCCUUGGACUAUGUUCAGGUUUUAGUGUUUUCAGUGGCAUGCUUUUUUUGCCGUGGAUCUUUUCUUAAUUGCAGGCUUUGAACUGCAACAGAUUUCCUUUAACCAUCACAUGAAUAUUAAAAUAAAAAUUUCAAGAAUCAUAUUUCCUUGAUAAAUAUUUAGAAUUAAUUUUCAAGAAUCAUAUUUCGUUGGUAAAUAUUUAGAAUUAAUUUUCAAGAAUCAUAUUUCCUUGAUAAAUAUUUAGAAUUAAUUUUCAAGAACCAUAUUUCCUUGAUAAAUAUUUAGAAUUAAUUUUCAAGAAUCACUUUUUGUUGAUAAAUAUUUAGAAUUCAACAUAUUAUAAUUUAAAAAAUGUUCUUCAAUUCUAGUAAUAUAUUUCCCCAUUAACUCUUGACAGUAAGUUAUUCUGAUAAAAUAUAUGCCAUUUCUUUUGUGAACUGAUAUUUUCCAAGUUGAAGAGAGAAAGUUCAACACUAUUGUUCAGACAUUUGGAGAUAUACACCUAUAUUUUGGGUUAAAUUAAUAGAGGUAAUAUAAACUGGUGCCAGCUGUAAAAAGCAUUUGUAAAAAGAAGCUAUAAAAGAAACCGAUUGUGUACCAGUUUGUAAAUUGAGACAUUUCUACUACUUGAAUAAAUGUGAAUACGAGUGUUGGAUGUGUUUGGAACGGGAAUACUGUAUUGUGUAAAUUUUGUUGUUUGUUGAUGCAUAUUCCAAACUAUUGUGAUAAUCAUUCCGAGUUGACAGAACAAUCACACUGGACCGAAUUUAUGAAGCCAGUUUUUUCUUAAACGCAGGUGUUUAAGCUUUGUAAAUGUCUGUUGUUACAUGCGUGUAAGACAUAAACAGGUGUUUAAGCUUUGUAAAUGUCUGUUGUUACAUGCGUGUAAGGCAUAAACAGGUGUUU